Molecule: messenger RNA, 2257 nt
Organism: Oncorhynchus masou masou (cherry salmon)
Lineage: Eukaryota; Metazoa; Chordata; Actinopteri; Salmoniformes; Salmonidae
Gene: loxl2a
Product: lysyl oxidase-like 2a
Exons: 13
Coding region: 1-2247 (748 amino acids)
Biological process (GO): collagen fibril organization; peptidyl-lysine oxidation; sprouting angiogenesis
Cellular component (GO): membrane
Molecular function (GO): protein-lysine 6-oxidase activity; copper ion binding
Source: RefSeq, a predicted model, not a curated record
AUGCCGUCUUGGUGCCCUAUCCUGUGUCGCCUAGCCAUGCUACUCUGUGUGUGGGCACCAUGCCAGGCCCAGUCGGACACCGAGCUUCCCCCUGGCACCCCCAUCAUCCAGCUGCGUCUGGCAGGGGACAAACGAAAGCAUUACGAGGGCCGGGUGGAGGUCUACUACAAUGGCGAGUGGGGCACGGUGUGCGACGACGACUUCUCUAUCCAUGCGGCCAACAUAUUGUGCAGAGAGCUGGGCUACGUGGAGGCCAUGUCCUGGUCCCCGUCCUCCAAGUACGGCAAGGGAGAAGGUCGGAUCUGGCUGGAUAACGUCCACUGUUCGGGGCGGGAGAGAACACUGGCUCAGUGUAAGUCCAAUGGCUUCGGAGUGUCCGACUGCAAACACUCUGAGGACGUGGGAGUGGUGUGUAACCAGAGACGCAUCCCCGGCUUCAAGUUCAUCAGUAGCUUCACCAACAGUGUGGAGAGUCUGAAUGUCCAGAUAGAAGAGGUGCGUAUCCGGGCUAUCUACUCCCAGCGUAAGAGGGUCCCCAUCACAGAGGGCUACCUGGAGGUGAAGGACGGGGGGAAGUGGAGACAGAUCUGUGACGAAGAGUGGACAGAGAUGAACAACAGGGUCAUCUGUGGGAUGUACGGCUUUCCUGGAGAGAAAGGAUACAACACUAAAGUCUACAAGCUGCUGGCCAAGCGGAGGAAGAAGAACUACUGGGACUUCGGGGUGAACUGCACAGGGAACGAGGCCAGCCUGCAUGGCUGUAAGCUGGGCCCCAAGGUGGAGCUGAAGGGGAACGCCACCUGUGAGAAGGGGAUGCCCGUGGUGGUGAGCUGUGUUCCAGGACGGGUAUUUGCUCCCAGCUAUACCCAGGGCUUCAGCAAGGCCUACAGGGUGGAGCAACCCGUGGUGCGUCUGAGAGGUGGGGCCAACACAGGAGACGGGCGAGUGGAGGUGCUGAAGAACGGCGAAUGGGGCACCGUCUGUGAUGACAGCUGGAACCUAAAGGCAGCGUCCGUGGUGUGUCGAGAACUGGGCUUCGGGAGUGCAAAGGAGGCCCUCGCUGGAGGCAGGCUGGGACAAGGAAUGGGCCCAGUCCAUAUGAAUGAGGUGGAGUGCUCUGGCUUUGAGAAGUCCCUCACAGAGUGUUACUUCAACAGAGAUGCCCUGGGCUGCAGUCACGAGGAGGACGCUGCGGUUAGAUGUAAUGUUCCUGCCAUGGGCGUCCAGAACAAACUGCGUCUGAGCGGUGGGCGGAACCCGUUUGAGGGGCGUGUGGAGGUGCUGGUGGAGAAGAAUGACUCGCUGGUGUGGGGCACAGUGUGUAGUGAUAGCUGGGGCACCAUGGAGGCCACGGUCGUGUGCAGGCAGCUGGGCCUUGGGUUCGCCAGCAACGCCUUCCAGGAGACGUGGUACUGGCCGGGAGACGUGAGGGCUGAUGACGUGGUGAUGAGUGGGGUCAGGUGCUCAGGAACAGAGAUGACCUUGGCCCAAUGCCUCCAUCACGGGAAACACCUCCACUGCCCUCGAGGGGGAGGGCGCUUCGCUGCUGGAGUAUCCUGCUCCGAGUCGGCCCCAGACUUGGUUCUCAACGCUCAGGUGGUGGAACACACCACCUACCUGGAGGACCGGCCAAUGUACAUACUGCAGUGUGCUAAUGAGGAGCACUGUCUGUCCAGCAGCGCUGCCACCGCCACACCCUCCUCCUACCGUCGCCUGAUGCGCUUCUCCUCCCAAAUCCACAACAACGGACGGUCCGACUUCCGCCCCAGGGCUGCACACAACUCCUGGGUCUGGCACGACUGCCACAGACACUACCACAGCAUGGAGGUGUUCACCCACUAUGACCUGCUGAGCCUCAAUGGCACCAAGGUAGCAGAGGGACACAAGGCCAGUUUCUGUCUGGAGGACACCCAAUGUGAAGAGGGUACUGAGAAGAGGUACGAGUGUGCUAACUUCGGACAGCAGGGCAUCACUGUUGGCUGCUGGGAUACGUACAGACACGACAUCGACUGUCAGUGGAUAGACGUGACAGACGUCGUGCCAGGAGACUACAUCUUCCAGGUUGUAAUCAACCCCGACUAUGAGGUGGCAGAGUCCGACUACACCAACAACAUUAUGAAGUGCAGAUGUCGAUACGAUGGCCACCGGAUAUGGACGUACAACUGUCAUAUAGGUGGCUCAGUGAGUUCUGAGUCAGAGGAAUCCUCUUUCCCUGGCCUCUUGAAUAACCAGCUGGGACACAGGUAGUGUGGAUGGA